This is a messenger RNA of Cuscuta campestris, 939 nucleotides long. NCBI's taxonomy places the organism in Eukaryota, Viridiplantae, Streptophyta, Magnoliopsida, Solanales, Convolvulaceae. The record is from the annotation of a GenBank genome assembly.
UACAAAUAUAUACAAAUAAAUAUUGUUUAUGUGAGAUUGAACUAUUUGUAUGUCUAUGAAAGAUUGUAUGAUAUCAAAGGUAGUAGUAUAUACUAGUAUAUACUUACUACACUUCAUAACGUUUAAUUAAUUGAACAUUUUUAGACAUUACUCGAAAAAAAAGCAAUGGAAAUAGGGGAAGAAGGAAGAUCAUCAUCUUCAUCAUCAAGGCUGCUAGCCCUACCCCACAGCUAUGGAGGGUUACAUGAAAUGGGGUUUCUCCACUUUGAAGACCAUAACCACGCGGCGGCCGUCAUGAGCUUCUUUGCCCCCUCCUCCUCCUCCUCCUCAUCUCAUCCCCGCCAUCCAAACGGCGGCGCUCACCCCGGCGCCACCACCCAGCAGCCUCCGCCACAGCUCACUCAUGAUAGUAAUGAUAAUACCACUAGUACUAGACCUUCAUGGAAUAAUAACCACGACCAGGUUGGAACGAUGGAUCCCAAGUGCGGAAAUGCUGAAAAUUACGGUGGUAAUUAUGCAGCCGAGGGUAGCAAUUCAUCUUGGUGGGGGAGAAGCUCUUCGAAUUCCAUGGAGAAGGGGAAGGUGAAUAAAGUGAGGAGAAAGCUAAGGGAGCCAAGAUUUUGCUUCCAAACAAGGAGUGAUAUUGAUGUUCUUGAUGAUGGUUACAAAUGGAGGAAAUAUGGCCAGAAAAUUGUCAAAAACAGCCUUCAUCCCAGGUUAAUUCCGACUCCCUCCGUCUAAAAAUUAUCUUUCCGUUACGCGUUACGUUGUUUGACUGAACUUAUUUUCAAAUCGUUUUAUAUGAAAAUGGUGUGGGAUUAAAAAAUAAAAAUUACAUCAAAAGAUCUAAUCCGUAGAUUAGAGGUGACAUGACUAUAUUAUUUUAUCAAAUUGACGAUAAAAAUAGACCAACAAAAUAAAUAAAAUCUGACUCUGUGA